Brassica rapa (field mustard) is the source of this 4237-nucleotide messenger RNA. RefSeq names its product protein HYPER-SENSITIVITY-RELATED 4. Lineage: Eukaryota; Viridiplantae; Streptophyta; Magnoliopsida; Brassicales; Brassicaceae. The record is from RefSeq and is a predicted model, not a curated record. Gene Ontology annotation, molecular function: ATP binding; ATP hydrolysis activity.
GGGUGUUGCCGUCUUAACCGAUUUUGCUCUAUCUUGUUUUUCUUUCUUUUGCCUUGAUAGAGUAACUUUAGAUUUAACUUUUGUAAAAUCUAUACAUCAUUAAUAUGAUAUUAGCAUUCUUAGCAACAAGGUCCACAAUGAGGAGCUAGACUCUCCGUCUACGCGCAGCAUUCCGAUUCGUGCUUGUUAACAAGACUUAGGUUCACCUUAAAUUCACAUCUUUACUUAUUACCAAUCAAAAUGCCACCUAAAUUAAUAAUAAAAUAAAUAAAUUUUAUUUAAAAAAUCUGAAAUAAUUGAAAAAACUAAUAACGUCAAUUUUAAUGAUGCUAACGCCACUAACUAAACCCUAAACUUUAAAUAUAUACCCUAAACCCUAAACCUAAAUCCUAAACCCUAAACCCAAACCGUAAACCGUAAACCCAAACCCUAUAUCUUAAACCCAAAUCCUAAACCCUAAACCCAAACUCUAUAUCCUAAACUCAAAUCAUAGACUCUAAACUCAAACCAUAUAUCUAAACCUAAUCCCUACAUCCUAAACUCAAAUUGUAAACCCCGAACCCAAAUCCUAUAUCCUAAAGGUUUGGGUUAAUGUUGAUGUUGUUUUUUAGGGUUUAAGAUUUGGGUUUAGAGUUUAGGUUUGAGUUUAGGAUCUAGGGUUUGAGUUUAAGGUUUAGGGUUGGGGUUUUGAUUUUACGGUUUGAGUUUAGGAUUUAGGAUAUGGGUUUAAGAUAUAGGGUUUGGGUUUAGGGUUUAGAGUUUGAGUUUAGAAUUUAGAAUUUAGGGUUUAGAGUUUAGAUUUAAGGUUUAAAAUAUAGAAUUUAAGAUUUAAGGUUUAGUUAGUAGCGUUAGUGUCAUUAAAUGAGUGUCAUUAUUUUUUUCAAUUAUGUUAGAUUUUUUUUUAGAAAAUAAUAUAUUUUAUUAUUAAUCUAUGUGGCAUUUUAAUUGGUAAUAAAAGAGAAAUGUGAAUUUAAAGAUUCACCUUAGGGGUAAACCUAAGUCUUGUUCAAUAUUAUAACACUCACGAUAUAGAACAUAACAUAAAUAUUUAUAUUGAAGUCUAGAUUUUAAUACACAUGCAUUUUUUUGUCAACGAUUUUAAUAUACACACUAGAUCUCGACCCGCGCAACCGCACGGGUUUUUAUUUUCAUUUAUUUUUAUAUAAACAUUUUGUUUUCAAUUCUAUAUUGGUAUAUAUUAAUAUAAUUUUAUCGUAUAUUUUUAAAACAUAAUAAUUUUAUCGUAUAUUUUUUUAUUGAAUUGGUUGUUUCCAGAUCACGUUUUUUUUUGCUAAAAAAAGAUUGAUAAUUAUUUAGUUCUUAUAAUGUAGUAGACAUAUUAUUUAGUUCCUAUAAUCUAGAAAGUGAGUUAUUUAGAUCUAUAAUAAUGAUAAUAUUAGAAAUUAAAUUUAACAUGACUUUCUAGUGAUAAGUCCAUUAAGUCCAUUUUUUUUAAAUCACACAUGAGUCAAAGUUGUGACUUCUCUUUUAAUAUAUAAGAUUUUGCAGCGUAAUUUUAUGGACUUUGAUACUAAUAUUUUAUGAAUAUGAUUUUAAAUUCAAUAUGUAUAAGUGUUAAAUUAUUAAGUCAACGUUAUUAAUUAAGUUUAGUUAAGAAUAUCAAGUAGACAAAAGCAUAUACUAUCACGUAGUGUAUUUAUAAAAUUUUAGAUUCUACUUUCAGUUUGAAUAUACAUAGUAGAUCUAUACAUUUUUUAUAUUUAAAUUUAAAUUCAAUGUCUUUUAAUCUUUUAUAAGCAAAUUAGUGAAUUGUUGGACUUUAAGAAACGAGUAUCAACCAUAUUAAAAAACAAAAAUCAAUAUCUCUUAUAUAAUAUCUCUUAUAUUGCCUAUCACAAUUUAAUGGGUUUAAUACAAUAUCCAUGCAAUUAUAAUUUCAAAUUCAAACGUAUAUGUCAAUUCUCUUACAAAUAAGUUAUAGAGUCACCCAUCUGUAAUAUUUGAUUUUUGGAAUUUACUGUAACUACUUGAUAUCGUUUGCUAUUUGUAUUCCUCCAUUGGAAGUUGUUGUUUUCCUAUAAAAUAAAUGCAUAUAUAUAGCUUAUUCAAACUAGUACCACGCCAGAUCUUCAAAGCAAUUAAAAUUAUAUUUGAUUCAAACAUUUUGUUCUUUUACAUGAUUUGGAGUUGAUUGUGAUAAUAAUAUACAAGUCGCUAUAUUUUCUCUAAGAUUACCUUUAAUAGAAGAAUGACCCACACGUUAAGUCAGUCUUUGUUUACUAUUUAUUUCUAAUUUUCGUUUGAAGCACGUUCUUUUCUCAUGUCGACAAAUCAGAAAAACCACAUGACCAAGUCAUGGGACCCCCACUAGAACUCAACUUUUCUUUGUCUUUUUAAUUAUUUUAUUAGAAAGAAACUUCGACGUUGUUGCAACGAAAUGAUCCUCGCUUAUUCCUUGCUUCUAUUAGUCCAUGGUUCCCACUAAUAAUAAAUAUGAGUUCUGGGUACUCAGAACAAAGACACCCCAAAGCCAAAGAAAAUGAGUUCCUCUGACUCUUCUUCCGCGGAAACCCGUCUAGCCACGGCUAAGACGGUUCUCACAACCGCCGCAUCAGUGGCUGCAACCGCAAUGCUAGCUAAAUCACUAGUCCAAGACUAUUUGCCAGACGAGGUGCACCAAUACAUCUCUUAUGGCUUCCGCAUUAUCUUUGGCUACUUCUCAUCUCAAAUGACAAUAGUCAUCGAAGAGUUUGAAGGGUUUGUACACAACGAAGUCUACGAGGCCGCAGAGGCCUAUCUAGCCACCAAGAUCUCUCCUUCAAACAAAAGAAUCAAAGUGAGUAAACACGAGAAAGAAAACAACUACAACGUCACCGUGGAACGUGACGAGGAAGUUGUGGAUACCUUCAACGGCGUCAAGUUCCGGUGGGUUCUCCAUUGCCGCCAUGUUGAGUCCAAGAACUUCCACAACCCACGGGAUCUAAACUCCACACUCAAAUCAGAAGUCAGAUCAUUCGAGCUCAGCUUCCACAAGAAGUUCAAGGACAUGGCUCUUGAGUCUUACUUGCCAUUCAUGGUCAAAAGAGCUGCGGUGGUGAAGCAAGAAAAGAAAACACUCAAGAUCUUUACUCUUGACCCAGAUAACAUGUAUGGGAACUACUCAGAGGCUUGGACCUCUGUGAUUCUUGACCAUCCUUCUUCCUUCAAGACCAUAGCAAUGGAUUCAGAUGUCAAGAGAAACGUGAUGGACGAUCUUGACCAGUUUGUGAAGCGAAGGGACUUCUAUAAAAGGGUUGGUAAAGCUUGGAAGAGAGGUUACUUGUUGUACGGUCCACCAGGUACAGGGAAGUCAAGCUUGAUCGCAGCCAUGGCUAAUCAUCUCAACUUUGAUGUUUAUGACCUAGAGUUGACCGCGGUUAGCAACAACUCCGAGCUACGGAGAUUGCUGAUUGCUACUGCUAACCGCUCUAUUCUUGUUGUGGAAGAUAUCGACUGUUCAAUCGAGUUGAAAGAUAGGGCAGCUGAUGAACCUCCACGUGAGUCAGAAGAAAGUAAUGACCCACGUUACAAAAAGGUGACACUCUCUGGACUACUAAAUUUUAUUGAUGGUCUAUGGUCAAGUUGUGGCGAUGAAAGGAUCAUAAUAUUCACGACCAAUUACAAAGAGAAACUGGAUGCAGCGUUGUUGAGGCCAGGACGCAUGGAUAUGCACAUUCACAUGUCGUACUGCACACCGAGUACUUUCAAAGUUCUUGCUUCAAACUAUUUAGAGAUCAAAGAACAUAAGCUUUUCAGUAAGAUCGGGGAAGGUAUUGAGGCAACCGAGGUUAGUCCUGCUGAGGUGGCGGAACAACUCAUGAAGAAUGACACGGUUGAUAAAGUUCUUGAAGGUUUAGUUGAGUUCUUGAAAGUGAAAAAGAUCCAAAACGAAGAGGAGAAAGCCAAGAAGGAAGAGAAAGAAUUGGAGAACAAGGACAAGACCACUAAGGGUAAAGAUUCGGAGGUUAAGAAAAACGAAGUGGUGGAUGAACAGGUUACGAGGAAUGAUCGUGUUGAUAAGGUUCUUGAGGGUUUGGUCGAGUUAUUAAAAGCCAAGAAGAUCGACGAUGGCCAAGAUGAGGUCAAACAUGAGGAAGCGAGUAACAUUAACCUGUGAGAUUUGGAAGAGUAUAGUUUAAAUGAGAUGAGUUUAUUGUUGAUUUCGUAUUUUGGAAUGAUGUAACAUUACAAAUUAAUAAGCAAGAUGUGGAUCCAGAUAGACCACUUGAAGGAGCUA